Messenger RNA from Dentiscutata heterogama, 167 nucleotides. NCBI's taxonomy places the organism in Eukaryota, Fungi, Glomeromycota, Glomeromycetes, Diversisporales, Gigasporaceae. The record is from the annotation of a GenBank genome assembly.
GUGAUAAGGUUCAUAGCGAUAGUUUAAAAAGUAAAAUAGAGUUUCUAAAAGUGGAAGCUUAUCAACGAAGUGGCAGGGCAAUCAUUAUUGCGAGAUCAAAUGACUUUAGUGUAGAUUGUUUGAGGCUCAGUUUGUUUGAGGACGAAGUUGAAAUCACGGAGUUAGAG